CAAACGUCGUGUGCGCACGAGAAUCCUAAUCGCAUCACCUUCCGGCGAGCAACGCGCUACCAAACAAACGCCAGCAGUUUGUCGAAACACCCCGAUUGUUUUGAGCGCAAAUAUGCAUCCAGCUACCGUUGCUGGCAAGUCCAGAAACCACGAACACGAUUUUGGUGCGCUGCACGGCGAACGGCCUCCACCCUACAACCCGAACGAUCACUAUGGACACCAGCACAACGAAUAUCAGCAAGGACACCAGCACUGGGGACCAGUUCAUCAAGUUCCGGCCCCUGUGGUCCAACCCCCAACGACCGUGAUUAUAACGCAGCCAUCCCCUGGCGUGCAUCAGCAUUAUUCAGUUUUGAGGGGCCUGCCUCACCACUCGACGACCUCAACCUGUGCGAAUUGCAACCAGGUGGUGUCUACGCGCGUGGUUCACAGGACCAGCUGCAAGACCCAUUGCUGGGCCUUUUGCCUCUUUAUGUUCCUAUGCUGGCCUUGCGUUUGCAUCCCAUACUGCAAGGAUAGCUGCAUGACGGCCAACCACUACUGCACCCGCUGCGACAGUUUCCUGGGAGACUCUUCCAAUUCUUAAUUCGGACACAACAGUUAAUUCAAGACUUUGAGAGUAUUUUUUUAACUUAGUUGAGGUGCAAAAAUGUGAUGCCAUCAAAUAUAAUUUACAGAGACACUGAAAAAGAAAUGUUCUAAUCAGACACAACACACACCAAAUUGGUUAAAUCUGUUUACUUUUGUAAAAUAAAGUUAAACCUGACUGAAAAGCAUGAUUAAAAAUUCUUAGAGAGCCACUUUGGCACUUUAUUCGCUCGCUCGCGCGCGUAUAAAUUUGGCUACACACCUCCGUCAUCGAAGCGGCUGCAGCACUUUGAAGGUGGCACACUCCAAUUGUACUCGAACCCUGGCACUAGGAUCUCCUCCUUCUCGCACAGCUCUCCUGUGUCCUGGAGGUGCGUCCACAAUCUGUGCAUCAUCUCUGGCGUCUGUUUGUGCGUGACCAAGAAGGUGUUGCUGCAGCCGCGGGAACGGUGCUCGGUGUCGAAGCGCGUGUCGUGCUUUCGCUGCGCCUCCACGGCCGCCAGCCACGCGCCAACACUCGUGUCUUCGCUGUUGAAUCGCCGCCACAACUGGUGGUUGUUGGCCAGGAAGGCGACCAGGUCGGACGAGAGCACGUAACCUGACAAAAAUUAGUGUUGAUCAAUUUUUUUAGCAUUGUAAUUUCAAAUUAAUAUUUUACCUCCUCCGUGUGCGUAGGGAAGGUAGCGGUCGCACAGGUCCCAUUUGGUCUCGCGCCACUUUCCAGUGGUUUUCACCCUGGCGUCUCCCCUAAAAAAUCCCCAGUAGAGGGGUGAAGACGCAGUCUGCAGUUCAGUCUUAAGGGCUGACAGUCGGACGAAGGAAUCGUCAUCGCACUUCAGCAAAAAGCGGUAUUUGUAAUGGGAUGAAAUCUGAACAAGUUUGUAAAAUAAACAAAAAAUCC
Molecule: messenger RNA, 1489 nt
Organism: Cloeon dipterum
Lineage: Eukaryota; Metazoa; Arthropoda; Insecta; Ephemeroptera; Baetidae
Product: lipopolysaccharide-induced tumor necrosis factor-alpha factor homolog
Exons: 3
Coding region: 113-586 (157 amino acids)
Molecular function (GO): zinc ion binding
Source: RefSeq, a predicted model, not a curated record